Ceraceosorus guamensis is the source of this 2275-nucleotide messenger RNA. Its product is annotated as putative FRS1-phenylalanyl-tRNA synthetase, beta subunit, cytosolic. Bases 193 to 2121 code for a protein of 642 amino acids. The transcript has 5 exons. The record is from RefSeq and is a predicted model, not a curated record. Gene Ontology annotation, molecular function: ATP binding; phenylalanine-tRNA ligase activity; RNA binding. Lineage: Eukaryota; Fungi; Basidiomycota; Exobasidiomycetes; Ceraceosorales; Ceraceosoraceae. Gene Ontology annotation, biological process: phenylalanyl-tRNA aminoacylation. Gene Ontology annotation, cellular component: cytoplasm; phenylalanine-tRNA ligase complex.
CAAAGAGAGAAGGUUGACUCAAGACUCACGACUGACUGGCUCGAUGCAUCACCAAGCACUCGCGACUCGUGCGCACUACACUCGCACACACACACGCACGCACACACACCCACCCACACACCCACACCCACCCACACACACCCACACACACCCACACACACACCCACACACACACGCCAGCGCCCCGCAAGGAUGCCGACAGUCACGCUGGACAAGGCAGACUUCUUUGCGGCACUGGGCAAAGAGUACACGACAAAGGCAUUCGACGAGCUGUGCUUUCAAUUCGGCAUCGAGUUGGAUGAAGAUACAACGCAAGAGGUUGCGGGGACAAACGAGAGGCCGCAGUUGAAGAUCGACAUUCCAGCCAAUCGGUAUGAUUUGCUGUGUCUAGAGGGCAUCUCGCGCGCAUUGCGAGUGUUCUUGGGCGAGCAGGAGCAGCCUUUGCUGAGAGCCAUUGCACCCGCCAAUGUCAUCCAGCUGCACGUCAAGGAUAGCGUCAAGGCCAUCCGACCCUUUGUGUCCGGUGCGGUGCUGCGAGGCGUGCGCUUCACUCCUCAAAACUAUGCCAGCUUCAUCGACUUGCAGGACAAGCUGCAUCAGAAUCUGGGCAGACGCAGGACGCUGCUGUCCAUGGGCACGCACGAUCUGGACACCAUCUCUGGCCCCUUCACCUACGAAGGCUUGCCACCCAGCGACAUUUCCUUUGCGCCGCUCAACAGACCGGGUCAAGUGAUGGAUGGGCCGUUGCUGAUGAAGACGCUCGAGGCGGAUCGUCACCUCAAGCCCUACCUCUCCAUCAUCGCGGACAAGCCGCGCUACCCGGUCAUCCUCGACAGCAAUCGUACCGUCUGCUCCCUUCCCCCCAUCAUCAACUCUGAGCACUCCAAAAUCACCCUCAACACUCGCAACGUCUUUAUCGACAUGACAGCCACUGAUCAGACAAAGAUGGCCUUUGCUCUCAACAUUCUCGUCGCCAUGUUUGCAGAGUACACCGAGGAGCCUUUCGUCAUCGAACCCAUCGCAGUCAUCUCGGCAGACGGAUCGCGCACAUUGACGCCCGACUUGUCAUCGCGAUCGACGACUGUUCGCGCGUCCUACAUCAACAGCUGCACCGGUCUAGCGCUCUCUUCCGACGAGAUCGUGGCGCUGCUUGCACGCAUGGGACACUCUGCGCGCGUCUCCAACGAUGCCAAUGUAGUAGAGGUGGCAGUGCCAUGCACCAGGCCGGACAUUAUGCACGAGUGCGACUUGAUGGAGGACGUGGCCGUGGCGUAUGGCUUUGACAACCUGCCACGACGCUUUCCCAAGACCAACACCGUCGCGCAGCCGCUGCCCAUCAACAAGCUCAGCGAUCUGGUCAGACGGGAAUGCGCAUAUGCAGGGUGGAUCGAAGUGCUUCCUUUGAUCUUGUGCUCCCACGACGAAAACUUUGCCAAUCUGCGACGCAGCGAUGAUGGAAGCACGGCGGUAGUCUUGGAAAAUCCAAAGACUGCCGAGUACCAAGUCAUUCGCACUUCGCUCUUGCCAGGCAUUCUCAAGACGCUGCGAGAGAAUCGAGCGCACGCUCUUCCUCUGCGCGUCUUUGAAGUGUCGGACAUUGCGGUCAAGGAUGCGCAUGACCGCGAUCCUCAACGCGGCGCGAUCAACAAGCGGCACGUCUCUGCGGUAUACGAGGAUAAAAAAGCUGCUUUUGAGGUGGUGCAUGGACUGUUGGAUCUGGUCAUGCGCAAGCUGCAAGUAUCGCGAGGUCGAGCGCGAGGCAACUACUACAUCGAGGAAGCCGACGAUUCCACCUUUUUGCCUGGAAGAGGAGCGGCAAUCUUUUACAUUCCCAGCAAAGAUUCGCGCGAUCAGGACCCUGCUGCGGUGGAGCUACCUUCGACAGCACCACCAGCGUCCGAAGCGAACCCCUCCAUCCCGCUUCCUCAACAGGGCAAAGAAGCACCACCUCCUUCUGCGCUUGCAAAAGCCGCACAAGCCGUUUCGUCUGCCGUCACUCCGAUCAAGGCGAAGGCGAUUCGGAUCGGUUCCCUCGGGGUGGUGCAUCCGCUCGUCCUCAAAGCCUUUGGUGUGGAUUACCCUUGCUCAGCCAUCGAGUUCGAGCUCGAGCACUUUUUGUAGGUGCGUGCGUGCGCGUGCGCGCAACGACUUGGCACUUGUGGACGCGCGCAAUAACAUGUCACGUCACUUGUAGACGGGCGCAAUGUCAUCGCAUCGAUGCGAGCGGAACAAUACAGGCUGGGGAUAUCGUGUGCAUCUACGCCCCACGAAUGCG